UAUCCAUAAUACCGGUGAACGGCCAAGAAAUAUUAAAAAACCUCUCCAAUGGAAAUAUAGUACGUGCCUGCUACAUCGAUUUAAUUAAAAAAAAUUAGAUAAAAUCUUUUAAAGAUAAAAAUUUUAAAAAAUACGAAAUAAUAACAUCGUUUUCAUGCUUCCCUUUUAAAACCUAUCCUGUUUCACCUAAUUUGCUGUGUUUUACUACAUAGCAACAGUAAAGAGGGCGUUUUAACGACAAAUUAUUUAGAUACGAUUUUCAAUUGGCGCAACAUUAAUAAGGAGAGGAAAGAGAACUUCGAGAUUUAAGUACCCUAAACAAAUUUCUAGCCGCUCGUGUAUGGUACGUGACCCUUGUGAAUUAUUCAUGUUACAUUGUAACAAAAUUUGUGUUCUUAGAACUUUUUUAAAUUAUUCAGCAAAAAAAAUUAUUCAGCAAAAAACAGUAAAAUUUCAGUUCAUCAAUAAAAAAUUAUGGCUUUAUUCAAUGAAAAUGGAUCCUCCAAUUAACUAUGACAUGCGACUUUGUAGGAAGCAUUUUACAUUAACCAAUGAAAAAGUAAAUUUCGGGACAAUAAACUGAGAAGACUGGUUUAACAGUGGAAGGAGAAGGAUAAUCUCUCGCACGAUCAAGAAAUAUUAGUGAAAUCUGCAUUAACUGUUUGAAGCAAACUUUCGCCGGAAAGAUGAGCCAAAGACGCAAAACGAAUCUCAUUACACAAACGCAGCAAGCUAAUAUUGCGCAUAACAUAGAAGUUGCAAUCAAAGACAACGACUUGAAGAAACUUAAGUUAAUUUUUGAAGACUACCCGAACUUGCUGAGUUAUGAAAGUCAUAACGAGAAAUCUUGGUUGCAUCUAGCAGCAAGAGAAGGUACUGUGGAAAUUGUUACAUAUCUUGUUCAAAAAGGAAUCGAUGUUAACGUUUUGGAUAAAACUAAGCAUAUACCCUUGCAUUAUGCAUGCAUGAACGAUAAGUAUGAAAACAUACUUAUCCUUUGUAAGUUUGGCUCCAAAGUUAAUCAUAAGCAAUCAGGAGGAAACACGCCUCUCCACCACGCUGCUUUUUAUAACAGCGUGAACACAAUCCGGGCAUUGCUUCAAGAAGGAGCUGAUAUAAAUGCUCGUAACACAUACGGAGAGACUGCUCUUCAUUGGGCUGCUCAUCAGAAUAAGUCAGAAGCCGCCAAUCUUUUGGUUCUCAUGGGCGUUGAUAAGUCAAUUCAGUCAAUGAAUAGUUUUGAAACAGCAUUUGGGUAUGCAAAAAGAAAUGGCUUUGACGAAGUAGCAGACGUGAUUAAAAAAAAAUGAAAAGGAUGUCGGAAAAGAAAUCAAGGUGUUAAUGA
Molecule: messenger RNA, 1345 nt
Organism: Hydractinia symbiolongicarpus
Lineage: Eukaryota; Metazoa; Cnidaria; Hydrozoa; Anthoathecata; Hydractiniidae
Product: ankyrin repeat domain-containing protein 39 homolog
Exons: 1
Coding region: 687-1310 (207 amino acids)
Molecular function (GO): protein binding
Source: RefSeq, a predicted model, not a curated record